Molecule: messenger RNA, 459 nt
Organism: Caenorhabditis briggsae
Lineage: Eukaryota; Metazoa; Nematoda; Chromadorea; Rhabditida; Rhabditidae
Exons: 4
Coding region: 1-459 (152 amino acids)
Molecular function (GO): calcium ion binding
Source: RefSeq, a predicted model, not a curated record
AUGCGUUGUCUUCUGCCGCUGUUGCUGCUGCUUCCGUUGGCAUUUUGCCAGAUCACUCCGGUGCCAAAAAUGGAUAUCACCCCAAUUCCAAUAGAUAAGACGGAUCCCAAUGUUAAAGAGUUUCAACGGAUCGAUUCUAACAAGGAUGGCCAGCUGACGUUCACUGAAUUUUUGCUCUCGGACCGUCCUUUUUUGGAGCACCAAUCUAGAAGAUUCCAUGGCUUUGAUAUGAAUGGUGACGGUGUUGUGACUAAAAAAGAGUUUGAAGACUACUUUAAGAAGCUCGAGAAGCACAAACGGAGAAGUGACAUGUUCUUCAACAAAUUUAACCGCGACCGCCGUGAUCCCUUUCAGGCGUCGUUCUUCGAUUCGUUUCCGAAGAAUCCGCAAGUGGAGGAGGGCUCUCGAGAGCUCUCGGGCGGUGGUCCCCUUCAUAAUCCAUCGAUGGUCCUUCUUUGA